Messenger RNA from Aspergillus sclerotioniger CBS 115572, 7740 nucleotides. It is a transcript of the gene ags3, whose product is annotated as alpha-1,3-glucan synthase Ags3. The coding region runs from base 378 to 7553 and encodes 2391 amino acids. Gene Ontology annotation, biological process: fungal-type cell wall (1->3)-alpha-glucan biosynthetic process. NCBI's taxonomy places the organism in Eukaryota, Fungi, Ascomycota, Eurotiomycetes, Eurotiales, Aspergillaceae. The record is from RefSeq and is a predicted model, not a curated record. Gene Ontology annotation, cellular component: fungal-type cell wall. The transcript is spliced from 4 exons. Gene Ontology annotation, molecular function: alpha-1,3-glucan synthase activity.
CAGCAGCCCACGGCAACCCCACCGCGGGUGAAAGGUUUUAGAUGGUCUUAUGUCUCAUGUCUCUGGUCUCUCUGGUCCCUCGCUCUUCCUCAAGUCGUCUCUGGUCAAGCCCCAGACCCCCAUCCUUCGUCAUCGCCCGAAGUCGUCUUGCUUCAUUUCCCUCGUUUCAAGUCGUGCUUGUCAACACCUUUCUUGCCUACCUACCGUGUUCUUCCCUCCUCCCUCGUUUCGUCCCCCGUCACUCGUUACUGGUUUGGUUUCCCUUCCUCGGUGUGACUGUUGGCAACAUUUCGGGCAUGUGGAAUUGAUUCUGGCUUAUCGUGCACCAUCUGUUCACUUGCGUGGCACGAAGUUGUCGAUCCCAGGCCACGGCCAUCAUGUUCCGGAUGGACUGGCAACGCUCAGCAGUGCUCAUCGUGGGCCUGUUGAGCGUCGUUGCCGUAGGCUGGCCCUACACCGAGUCGCUCGCUGAUUACAACCUCAACACCAAUUCCUCGGCCAAGUCACCUAUCGACUAUUGGGGAGAAUGGCCGGAUCACGAAUAUCACCCGUCGCCAGACAACUGGCGAUUCCCCAUGUACACCAUUUUCUUGGAUCGCAUCGCCAACGGCGAUCCCACCAACGACAACAUUAACGGCACCACUUUCGAACAUGUCAUCGACUCCAACCAGAUGCGCCACGGCGGCGAUCUCGUGGGGUUGAUUGACAGUCUGGAUUACAUCAAGGGCAUGGGAUUCAAGGCCAUCUACUUUGCGGGCACGUAUCUGAUGAAUCUUCCCUGGGCCUACGAUGGCUACUCGCCCGUGGACACCACCCUCCUGGACAUGCACCAUGGCACCCUGGAGGACUGGCGGACCACGAUCACGGAAAUCCACAAGCGCGACAUGUACGUGAUUGUGGAUAAUACCUUGGCAACUCUGAGCAACCUGAUCGGGUUCAAGGGCCAUCUGAACGACUCGGCCGACUUUUUGGCGACGGAAUACGAGGUCGAGUGGAUCACCGAUCGCCAGUACGUCGACUUCCAGUUCAGCAACGAGUACAACGAAACCUGCAACUACCCCAAGUUCUGGAACGAGACGGGCUAUCCCAUCACCACCGGCGGGGUUCAGGACCUGAAAGGGUGCUACAACAGUGAUUUCGACCAGUACGGUGAACUGGAGGCCUUUGGUAACUUCCCCGACUGGAAGCGCCAGCUCACCAAGUUCGCCUCUGUCCAAGAUCGCUUGCGUGAAUGGCACGAGCCCGUCCGGAAUGUUAUCACCCACCAUUCCUGCAUCCAGAUCGCCAGUCUCGAUGUCGAUGGCUUCCGGUUCGACAAGGCCGUCCAGGGCACUCUGGAGCCCCUCGCCGACAUCAUCAGCACCUACCGAGAAUGCGCCAAGAAGUAUGGCAAGCACAACUUCUUUCUGCCCGGUGAGAUCACGUCGGGAAACACCUUUGGCAGUCUCUAUCUGGGUCGCGGUCGUCAGCCGAACCAGGUGCCCGACUCGGUGGACGUGGCCAUCAAGCUGACCAACGAUUCGGAUUCCGAAUACUUCUUGCGUGACGACGGAUUGCAAGCGUUGGAUUCCGCCGCUUUCCACUAUACCAUUUAUCGGUCGAUGACCCGUUUCCUGGGAAUGGACGGUAACCUGGUGGCCGGGUUCGACCUGCCCACCGAUUUCAUCGAGGCGUGGAACGGCAUGUUGGAGACCAACGACUUCAUCAACGCCUUCACGGGCGAGUUGGACCCUCGCCACAUGUUUGGCGUGUCGAACCAGGAUAACUUCCGCUGGCCAGCCAUCAAGAAUGGCACGGUGAAGUACCUGUUGGGCCUGUACAUCGUGACGUUGGAGCUGCCGGGCAUCCCGCUGGUGCUCUGGGGCGAAGAGCAGGCCAUGUACGUCUUCGAUGCCACGGCCUCCAACUAUCUGUUCGGCCGGCAGCCCAUGACCUACCAGACGGCCUGGUGGACGCAUGGCUGCUUCUCGCUCAACACCUCCAAGUUCUACGACUUCCCCAAUGACAAGGGCCUGAACGGCUGCAACGACAUCACCGUCACGUACGACCAGCGGAACCCGGCGCACCCCCUGCGCAACAUCAUGAAGCGCAUGUUCGAGAUCCGCGAGCAGUACCCCGUGGCCAACGAUGGGCUCUACCUCGAGACCCUGUCGCAGCUCACCGAGAACAUCUACCUGCCGGGAUCCGAGACCACUCCGACUGUCACGGGCCUGUGGUCCGUCCUGCGCACCUACUAUCCGGGGGUCCAGCAGAAUGCCACCCAGAGCAAUGGCACCCUGUGGCUCGUCUAUCAGAACGGGAAUACCACCGAGACCUACGGCACCAGCUGCACCAACAAGACUGCCGCAUUGCUGGCCCCCUUCGACUCCGGGAAGAAGUUGAAGAACCUCUUCUAUCCCUAUGACGAGCUCACCCUGGAAGAUGGCCCCGGCGGCAGUGGAGCGUACGGAUGCGCCCGCAACAUGACCUUGCUGCCGUGGGAAUACCGCGCCUAUGUCGAGGCCUCCAGCUUCGUGGAGCCCGGCCCUACCGUCACCGAAUUCGUCCCGGGCCACGACGCACGAUUGAUCUCGUCGGAGGACAAUGGGGAAAGCCUGGCCAUCCAGCUGGGAUUCUCCAAACCCAUGGACUGCGACGUGCUCACCAAGGCCAUCUCCCUGAACUCGACCACGACCAAGGGCAUCACCGCCUCGUUCGACACCUCCAACGUCACCUGCGCCAACAUCACGGCCCGAACCACGAGUAACAACUUCGUGGGCGAGGUCCCGACGGUGUGGACGUGGUCCACGACGUUGAAGAAUGUCUACCAUGGCGUGCACCAGCUGACGGUCAAUAAUGUGACCAGCGUCAAUGGCACCCACACGAAUGCCGUCGACAAGUUCCUGUUCCGCUUGGGCACCGAGACCAACCCCCUGAUUUCCCCCCUGGCCAACUACUCCACCACCCUGCUGCAGAAGUCCGACAACGGCAGCUACUACAUUCAGCAUGACGCGGCGGGCGCGGAUAAGUACCGCUACUCGACGAGUUUUGGCAGCAGCUGGUCCAACUGGACCGAGUACACUGGGGGCAACACCACCAUCGAUCUCACCUCGUGGUCGGGCACGUCGGCGCAGAAGUGGAAGGGCACUCACGUUCGGGUCCAGUAUUUCUCCCGACUCACCGGCAGCAGUGAUUAUCUCCAGGAAGGCGAUUACGGCUGGAAGGAUGGUGUGGCUCGUCGAUUCCCGCACAUGUGGUGGAACGGCCCCUACAACCAAUAUGGCUACGACGCCGGGCUGGACAGCAAGAUGCGGUUUGAUGAGGACGACUUGCGCUGGAAGUACGAUUUCGUCUACGAGUGGCCCUCGGUGGGACAGAUCAGCAUCUGGGGUACCGAUGAGGAUGGCACGCCCGACACGACGGGUGUCUAUGGAGACGUGGAUAACUCGUCGGUCGUGCAGCGGCUGCCUCCCUCGUACCUGUCGUCCAACGUCAUCAACAUCACCGAAUUGCCGCCCUUCCCGCAUCUCGGCUGGACCAUCUCGCUCAACGAUGCCAACCUCCGAUACGAGUUGAUCCCCGUGGGAUCCGGCUGGGCCCAACUCGUGCUCUACGUCCUGCUCUGGGUGGUUCCCAUUCUCAUGGCGCUGGCGGGCGUGUUCAUCUUCAUCCGCACCUUCUACCGCGUUCAGCUCAACACGGAUGGCAACGUGGCCAAGGAAGACAAACUGCCGCUGCUGGUCUGGCGCCGACUGAGGGGACAGUCCGGAGACGACCACUCCGAACGGGCUGUGUCCGCCAUGGCGGCUGCUGCGCCCUCGACCGAGAUGGCCAUCGCCGGGGCCCCCGAGAAACGGCGGACCGUCUUGAUUGCGACCAUGGAGUACGACAUUGAGGACUGGAAGGCCAAGGUCAAGAUCGGUGGGUUGGGUGUGAUGGCUCAACUCAUGUCCCAGCAUCUGGGUCACCAGGAUCUCAUCUGGGUGGUGCCCUGCGUGGGGGACAUCGAGUAUCCUCAGGACACCCCGACGGAGCCCUACAUCGUCACCAUCCUCGACAACCCCUACCUGGUCCACGUGCAAUACCACGUUCUCAACAACAUCACCUACGUGCUCCUGGACGCACCCGUCUUCCGACAGCAGACCAAGGCCGAGCCCUACCCUCCCCGCAUGGACGACCUGGACAGCGCCAUCUACUACUCCGCGUGGAACCAGUGUAUCGCCGAGACCAUCAAGCGAUUCCCCUCGAUCGAUAUGUACCACAUCAACGAUUUCCACGGCUGCCUGGCGCCGCUGUACUUGCUGCCCUCCCGCACCAUCCCCGUGUGCUUGUCUCUGCACAACGCCGAGUUCCAGGGUCUCUGGCCGCUCCGCAACCAGCAGGAGAAGAAGGAGGUGUGCUCGGUCUUCAACCUGCCCGUCGAGACAGCCACCAAGUACUGUCAAUUCGGAACGGUGUUCAAUCUGCUGCACACCGGUGCCAGUUACCUGCGAUUCCACCAGCGCGGCUUCGGUGCCGUGGGUGUGUCCAACAAGUACGGUAAGCGCUCCUGGGCUCGGUACCCCAUCUUCUGGAGUCUGGAGAAGAUCGGCAGUCUGCCCAACCCCGAUCCCACCGACAUCGCCCCCCUGGAGGAAAGCGGCGACGAGAAAGCCUUGACCCGGUCGUACGAGGAACGCAUCACGGACAAGCUCGAGGCCCAGAAGUGGGCCGGCCUGACCGAGGAUCGCAACGCGGACCUCCUGGUAUUCGUGGGCCGCUGGUCCAAGCAGAAGGGUGUCGAUUUGAUUGCGGACGUCAUCCCGGCCGUGUUGUCGGCCAGGCCCCAGGUGCAGGUGAUCUGCGUCGGUCCCAUCAUCGACCUGUAUGGCCGGCUGGCCGCCAUCAAGCUGGACAAGAUCGCCACCAUGUUCCCCGGUCGUGUCUUCUCGCGGCCCGAGUUCACCGUCUUGCCUCCCUGUGUCUUCUCGGGUGCCGAUUUCGCUCUGAUCCCGUCUCGUGACGAACCAUUCGGGCUGAUUGCCGUCGAAUUCGGUCGAAAGGGUGCCCUGGGCAUUGGUUCUCGCAUUGGUGGUCUCGGCCAGAUGCCCGGUUGGUGGUACACGGUGGAGUCGGACGCCACGCGCCAUCUGUUGCACCAGCUGAGGACCGCCAUCAAAUCCGCCCUGGACUCGUCGCAGGAGACGCGCGAGCAGAUGCGGGCCAACUCGGCCAAGCAGCGAUUCCCCGUCCUCGAGUGGAUCCAGAAACUCGAGACCCUCCAGCGCACCUCGAUCCAAAUCCACCACGACAAGAACAAGGCCACCGUCGCCGGCUCUCUGCCCGAGUCGCAGAGCGCGUGGGACUUGCAGCAGAACAUGCGGUACUCGACGCUGGCCCUUCCGGGGACGCAAUCGCGCGCCUCGGGCGUGGAGACGCCCCCGGAGACCGUCAUCGAGCACGCCCAGUCUCGCCUGCAAGAACUCCAGACCGCCGAGGGUAACAGCCGGGCCAGCAGCCUCAACCGCCAGCUUUCGCUGGGACGGCGCGCGGGACCCGGUCAGGGCCGCAACCGCCUGACCAAGAGGCAGCUGUCGACGCACUCGCCGGGUGACGAGACCACCGACGCCGAGGAUGACGACGAGAAUGCGGCACCCCCCGUCGACUACAUCUCCCCGGAGGAGGCGAUGAGGGCUGUCACCAGCACUCUGGCACCGACGCCCGGGGGAGACAGCCGGGCCAGCGUCAGCACUCCCCCGCUGAUCCCUCCCCCAACCUUCCGCAAUUCCCGGCCGGGGUCCCCGUACCCUAUCUCGCAGGUCUCGUCGCCCUCCCUGGCUCCUCCCAUGGGCCACUUCCGCACCGUCUCCAUGCUCUCGUUGCCCUCCGUGGUGGGCGACCACACUUCCUUUGUGGGCGAAUCCACGCCCACCCAAAAUCAGCCGGUGUUUGAGCUGCAAAAGGUGGACCCGACCUUCACGGACAGCAUGGGUCACUUCACGCGGCGCUUCGAAGACAUCCUCACCAAGUUGAACAAGAAGAACUCGGUCACCGACUGCUGCAUUGAGACCUACCUGAUGAAGAGCGAGCGCCAGUUCUACUACGACUACAGCGACGCCCAGUUGAAGAAACAGCCCAAGGAUCGCGCCAUCGCCAUGCCCGGCUCCGACAGUGGCAUGCACGAUGGCCCCGACGGCCGCGCCUCGUACGCCAGUGCCAAUUCCGACUCGGACGGAACCGAUGAGAUUGAUCGCUGGCUGAUGCAGCUGGGCUACCGGCGUCCCAUGGUCAUCCAGCGAUUCAUGCGGCGGCGUAUCGGCAAUUGGCCAAUCUACUCGCUCUUCCUGGGUCUGGGUCAGAUCAUCGCUACCAACUCGUCCCAGAUCACCUUGUUGGUCGGCCAGGUUGGUGAGACCGCCGUCAAGGUGUACGUGAUCGCGGCCAUCUACUGUGUCUCCUCCAUCGCAUGGUGGUUCAUCUAUCACCGCUCUCCAGCUGUUUUCUCUCUCACCCUCCCCUGGUUCCUCUACUGCCUGGCCUUCAUCAUCAUCGGCGUCUCCCCCUUCGGUCUCACCUCGCUGGGCCGCGCCUGGGCCCAGAACGUCGCCGCGGGCGUCUACGCCAUCGCAUCGUCCAGCGGUUCCUUGUUCUUCGCUCUCAACUUCGGUGACCAAGGUGCCGUCCCCGUUAAAGACUGGAUGUUCCGUGCCAGUAUGAUCCAGGGUAUCCAGCAGAUCUACACGGUGGCGCUCUGGUUCUGGAGCUCCAAGGUCACUGCCGCCGAGGUCGGAGGCGUGUCUGUGGCAGCCCUCAGCUCGUGGAGACUGACAGCGGUCGUGAUGCCCAUUGCAGCCCUCUGCUUUGCCAUCGGUGUCCUGCUGGCCCUGGGUCUGCCCAACUACUACCGCCAGUCCCCCAGUCGGAUCCUCUCCUUCUACACCUCCCUUUUCCGCCGCCGCAUCAUCCUCUGGUUCUUCUUCAUGGUCAUUGUCCAGAACUGGUUCCUCUCCGCCGCCGUGGGUCGCAACUGGUCCUUCCUGUGGUCCUCCAAGCACGCCAAGCCGUGGGAGAUUGUCAUCCUCAUCGUUGGCUUCUUCAUCGUCCUCUGGGUACUCAUCCUGAUUCUCUUCCGCGCGCUCUCCAAGGAGCACAGUUGGAUCCUGCCUGUCUUCGGACUGAGUCUGGGAGCCCCGCGAUGGGCGCAAACAUGGUGGGGAACGUCGAAUAUCGGCUACUAUCUACCCUGGGCCGGCAGUUUGGUUUCGGGUUCCAUUGCAUCGCGCUGUCUGUGGCUCUGGCUGGGUGUCCUAGAUGAGAUCCAGCAAGUCGGCCUGGGAAUGAUUCUCCUGCAGACCAUGACCCGAGUGCAUGUUUGCUUCGUUCUCCUGGCGGCCCAAUCCCUGGGAUCCAUUGCCACGAUUUGUGCCCGUGGCUUCGCGCCGAACAAGAUCGGACCGGCCAGCAUCUCCCCGGAUGUGGGCACGUCCAUCGAUAAGGUCGGCAAUGCCUGGUUCUGGAUUGCCUUGUUCUUCCAGCUUCUCGCAAGCUUUGGUUUCCUCCUGUUCUACCGGCGGGAACAGCUCAAUCGGCCUUAGGCCAUUGAGUGUCAUGUCCCACGCACUGCGGCUCCCUGAUACAGCCCCAGUCGUCCUAAUGAUGUUUGAGUAUUAGUAUGUCCUCUGGACCAUCAUGUAUAGACUUGCUCUUUCACAUUCCCCCUAUGAUAGCCUGCAUAUAUGUACCCUUAGAUAUCAAUGAUUAUAGACAUUCCUUUUUUUUUUU